AAUGAAGCAGAUUACUCUUUUGAUAGUUUGUCUUGGAUACCAAAGCAACAUUUGUUGUGCUUUAACAUGCAAAAAUCGACGUGGAGGAUCCGUUGACUGGUUCAUCAUGUACAAAUUGCCAAAAACUACAACAGGCGACUCGUCAAGCGGGACCAAUUUCUUGUACAUGGAUAGAAACUCACCAUCUUUCAAAAACAGUCAAUUAAACAUUUCCAGUGAAUAUAACAACCCUUUAUAUAACACUCUUCGACCAUUGUAUAUGGAUGAUCAAUCAGGGAUUCAAUCAUAUGCGAUGUACAAUGAUCAACCACCAAUGCACACCGGAAGCAAAUCAAGUAGAGCCCAUUCAAAAGGAGCAGUUGCGUUUGGCGAAACAGAGGGAUUUUGGAUCAUAUCUAGUGUUCCACGUUUUCCAUGGCCAGCAAGUGGGUCGACUGGAUACAAUUACGGUGAAAGUCAAACAAAGAAAGGACAAAUCAUACUAUGUGUAACCGUACCUGAAAACAUGGAAGACAAAAUAAAGCAAAUAUUCAAGACAACAAAUCCGUUCAUAUAUGAUGAAAACAAUUUCACAUUGGAGAGGAGAAGGGGAAAUAACCCCUCGUACCUGUAUAUGGAUUUCAGAACAUCUGGCGGUGAUCAACUGAAAGUGUUUGCAAAGCCAAAACGUUGUGAAGAUGACAUAUACAGUCACUUUAUUGCUCCAGUGCUUCAUCAAAGGUUACUUGUUCAAUCAUGGAUGGCAAAACUAGACGAUGAUGACUGGGUAUUAUGACAUUAAAC
This is a messenger RNA of Magallana angulata, 783 nucleotides long. RefSeq names its product deoxyribonuclease-2-alpha-like. The transcript has 6 exons. NCBI's taxonomy places the organism in Eukaryota, Metazoa, Mollusca, Bivalvia, Ostreida, Ostreidae. Bases 2 to 775 code for a protein of 257 amino acids. Gene Ontology annotation, molecular function: deoxyribonuclease II activity. The record is from RefSeq and is a predicted model, not a curated record. Gene Ontology annotation, biological process: apoptotic DNA fragmentation.